Messenger RNA from Larimichthys crocea (large yellow croaker), 1249 nucleotides. Its product is annotated as ADP-ribosyl cyclase/cyclic ADP-ribose hydrolase 1-like. Gene Ontology annotation, cellular component: plasma membrane. The record is from RefSeq and is a predicted model, not a curated record. Gene Ontology annotation, biological process: positive regulation of B cell proliferation. Gene Ontology annotation, molecular function: NAD+ nucleosidase activity, cyclic ADP-ribose generating; phosphorus-oxygen lyase activity. The coding region runs from base 46 to 858 and encodes 270 amino acids. NCBI's taxonomy places the organism in Eukaryota, Metazoa, Chordata, Actinopteri, Sciaenidae. The transcript is spliced from 8 exons.
UCGACUUCUGCAAAGCAUUUGGAUGAAGAGAACUGCUCUCCUAACAUGAACCUGAAAGUGAUCAUAGGCGUAGUUGCUGCUGUUGCUGCUGUAACGAUUAUUGUUGGAGUUACACUGGGAGUGGUGCUGAAUCAACCAUCAUGGGGGUUCAGAGAAGAAUUCAUGGAAAGAUGUGAGGAGUUCACGGAAGGAAACAAAACCGGCUGUGAACAAAUACUGGGUGUCUUUGAACAAGCCUACGUAGGGAAGCCAAGCUGUGAUGUUCCUCUGUCAGCCUAUGACCCCUUGAUGACAACGGUCCCCUUCACCCAUUCAUGCAACAAAACAAUGUUUUGGAGUGAAACCAAAGAUCUGGUCCACGAGUACACAAGUAGGAAUAAGGAUUGUUUCACCCUGGAAAACACUCUGUUGGGACAUUGCCUGGAUGGACAGACAUGGUGUGGAAAGGAAGGCAGCGAUGAAACCUUCACUUCUGGCUGCCCUGGGUGGGAAGACUGUGUGAACAGCCCUGUUAGGUCAUUUUGGAACAGAGCUUCUGCUGGAUUUGCAGAUCAUGCCUGUGGAGUAGCCUCAGUAAUGCUGAAUGGAUCACUGGAAAAACCAUUCGAUCCCACCAGUGUAUUUGCAGAGUUUGAGCUAAAGAGACUCAGAGCCCCUAUAGUGACGCGUCUGAAUGUGAUUCUGGUCAUUGGAGAGAAGUCAAAUUGUAACAGUCCAAAUAUAUACGUGGACUUAAGGAAUGCACUGGAUCCAAAUGUUGAAUGUAUUUGCAAGGAAGUACAAAAAUCUCAGAUCGACAAGUGCUCCCCUGUUCAAAAUAUGGGCUGUGCAGCAUGUUUGUUGAAGACGAUUGACUAAAAUGUCAGAUUACAACAUCAAACAUGACGCAGAAAGCAGCUUUUAAACUAUCUGUCCAUUUGUACCCUGUGUGUUUGACCUGAAAUAUCAAAAUGAUCUCACUGCAAAUUAAACUAGUACAUUCUUAUUGUCAGCUUUUGUAUUUUUAACCGAACAUAAAUCAAAUGUCACGUCCUGCUUUUGGAUCUCACUUUUUACUUGGUUGCAAAAUUUGAAAUAUGUUUCAAAUCAAAUGUUCAAAUAUGUUUGAGUUGUAAAAUGUGAUAAUUAAAUGAUUGUGAAAUGAUUGCUGGUGUGCAAAAUAACACAUCAUGCAGCUGUUUGCAACUGUUCUGAAAUGCAUGAGGGCAACUAAUGGGCAGCUAUCGAGUGUACUUGUGCAAUAAACCAU